This is a messenger RNA of Brienomyrus brachyistius, 8491 nucleotides long. RefSeq names its product probable G-protein coupled receptor 173. Gene Ontology annotation, cellular component: plasma membrane. The transcript has a single exon. Gene Ontology annotation, molecular function: G protein-coupled receptor activity. Gene Ontology annotation, biological process: G protein-coupled receptor signaling pathway. Bases 3300 to 4700 code for a protein of 466 amino acids. NCBI's taxonomy places the organism in Eukaryota, Metazoa, Chordata, Actinopteri, Osteoglossiformes, Mormyridae. The record is from RefSeq and is a predicted model, not a curated record.
UGUGUGUGUCAUAUAUAUAUAUAUAUAUAUAUAUUUAUAUAUUAUAUAUAUAUUAGUGCCUUUUUGUUUUGCAAGGCAUAGGUAUAAGUACAGAGGUGUUUUAGGCAAUGAUUUCACAUUGAUUACCUUCUUCAGUAUAUGCAUGCAUGGCUUACACUCAGGCAUCUGUUUUUCCCCGAAUGUAUUUAUACAGUAACCCACAGACAGGCCUUCUGAAAGAUCGUAACAGAUGGCGAACCCGCUUGUACAUUUACGCUGAUGCGGGCGUAGAGGUGCCGACGCGCCACGUUCAAAAGGCAGCAUUAAAUCAGAACGAAUUCAGGGUUACGUGCUACACCGGCUACACUUCGGUUCUGCAUUUAUAUUCUGAUCUCGUCCUAAUUGUAUUUGAACGAUGUAGAAGUAAGAUGAUAUGAUGCCGGCUUUGGUUGGUGAAUUCCGCGACGCCUCCUCCCACCCCGAGCCGACGACAGCGGGACUCCGCUGUUGCUACCCGGCCAUUUACAAUGGUCCAGCCUCCUCACCUCCACAGAAACCCACAGCCAGACGUAUAAGAUCAUACGGUUUUGAAGUUAUCCACUCAGGCCUAAAUGCAAAGCUGCUUCUUGCUUUUAGCCUGGGAUUACUCAGAAAGUAAAUGAGAUUAACUGCAUCAAACAUACAGAUAUUCUUCUACCCCUUUGAUAUACAAAUACAUAUCUUUUAAUUUAAACCCUGGACACAUAUUACUCGUAGAAUGUCUUUAUUUUUUAUGUAUUAUAUGUUCAGUGUGUUUCGUGUUCUGAAAGUAAUCAAUGUGAAUUUAACCCAGUGUUCAUAUGAAAAAGAUUUUUUUUCUUGUCUUUUAUUAAUUUAUAUUGUAUUUUCCCAGCAUAUAUUCUCAUUGAUAUUAUAUAAUCAAAGUACAUACCUGCAUGGUACCCUGUUCCUUAUGGUUAUACCUUGUGUAUGUACAGUAUAGUAUGAAAUGUGUUACCUCAAAAUUGAUCACUGUUACUUAAUAGUGGUAACAUUAAUAAACUCCAAAUCAUGCCACAGAUUAAUCUUAAAAUCAUGCUAAAAACAGACAUUUGGUAUAAUGUAAUGUGAAGUGCUGGUUGAAUGAAGAGGGAUUGUCCAAGACACAGCAUUUACCUGAUUUAAUCAGGUGUAAGACCAAGUUCCCUUUCAUCUCCAAUGCCACACUGAACAGGAAAUGAGUUUGAGAUUAAACGUUUAAUCAAGCCUCUUUCUUUCCUCGUCAUGUAUCAGAUUGGUCAGAUAGCUUUCCCUAUGCCUGCCCACAUUAUAUUCUUCAGAAGAUGACACCAUUAUUUUUAGUGGGUGAUGGUGUUUCAUGACAACGCCUGUGUCUUGGGUUCGAGUCAGACUGCAUUGUGUGCUGUGUCUAUGUGGAUUUCUUUCCACUGCCUAAGCUAAUUCGAGUUAUUAGUUCACCUUCUGCUAGCUGUGAUCAGAAUAACAUUCCUUGGGUUAAACACUAAAAAGCACAAUAUUACUGUUAUCAAGCACCAUCACCAUAAUAAAUGCAUUAAAAGGAUAAGAAUACAGAUUAUCCUUAGAAGCUGUUCAUGGAAAGGUCUACAAUUUUGUGUAAAAAUUAUUUGAAAUAUGUUACAGCUAGGGGGGCGGCAUGGUGGUGCAGUGGUUAGCACUGUCGCCUCACACCUCUGGGACCUGGGUUCGAGUCUCCGCCUGGGUCACAUGUGUGUGGAGUUUGCAUGUCGCCAUGUCGUCGUGGGGUGUCCUCCGGGUACUCUGGUUUCCCCCCACAGUCCAAAAACAUGCUGAGGCUAAUUGGACUUGCUAAAUUGCCUGUAGGAGUGAAUGGUGUGUGAGUGUGCCCUGUGAUGGGUUGGCCCCCCAUCCUGGGUUGUUCCCUGCCUCGUGCCCAUUGCUUCCGGGAUAGGCUCCGGACCCCCCGCGACCCAGUAGGAUAAGCGGUUUGGAAAAUAGAUGGAUGGAUGAUAUUUACCACUGAAAAACACUAUGUUGUUAGGACUGCACAAUUAACACAUGCCGAUUCUUUGGUGCAUGCAGAAUCAUCACCGGAGCUUCACAUGAUAGCCGUAAACACUUGUCCAGAUGCCAGCUUUUCAGAAUUAUAUGGAUGUUUACUUACGCCGGCAGUUUGGUAAGCAGAUUAGUAGCAGGCCUAAAAUAUUAUUGAGAGCCGUAGGGUUACGCCUAAAAGUUGCUAAUCUGUAUAAAUUCAGUGUAUCCUUAUGUUUAAUAUACGUGACAGUCUUUAAACUGCAAAAAGUAAUACUGCCACCCCACAACAUCUUUUUACCUUGUUUAUACACAAUAUCUUCUAUUUCAAAAGAUGUUGUGGCUGCUGAGCUGUCCUUUUCUUCACCCCCGCUUCAGUGCUUAUUGCUUCCAUGAUUUACUAAAACAGUAGCAUGUGGCAUGCUCCGCUAACCGAAUUUAAUAAGCAUAAGGAUAUGUUGAAUUUGUACAGAUGACUAACUUUUUGGCAUCAUAAUAUGCAUCUCAUUAAUAUUUUAGGUGUACUACUUAAAUUGCAUUCCAAAUUAUGGGCGCCAGUAAAUGUCUGAAUAGUAUCAAAAAGCUGGUGUCCAGACAAAUGUUUACCGUAUAACCCACCGUAUAAUCGCGAUUACAUUGUAAUGUGAUAUUGUGCAUCCCUACAUGUUGAGAUUAUUAUUAAAUAGAUCACAUACAGGACUGGAGGGGUGGCAUGAUUGCGCAGUGGUUACCACUGUUAUCUCACAUCUCUGGGACCAGAGUUUGAGUCCCUGCCAUGGUCGUAUGUGGAGCUUGCAUGCUCUCCCUGAGUUGUUGUGGUGUUUCCACCAGUUACACAAUUUUCCUCCCAUAGGCCAAAAACAUGCAGAGGUUAAUUGGAGUUACCAAAUUGCCUGUAGGUGUGCAUGUGUGAGUGAAUGGGGUGUGAGUGUGCCCUGCGAUGGGUUGGUGCCCCAUCCUGUGUUGUUCCCUGUCCUGUGCCCGUAGCCUUUGGGAUAGGCUCCGCUCCCCCCCCACCCCCGCCACCCUGAAUAGGACAAGCGGUUUCAGAAAAGGGAUGGAUGUGUGUCUAGCCAGAAAGACAUUGAUAUUACCCAAAACAUGUAAAUCAGGCAAGUAGCCAGUUUUAGGGUUGACUGAUGUAAUUGGCCAUUUACAUAGUUAUUAUUUAUGAAUUACUAGUAAUAUUUAUUGAUUAAAUUAUUUAGAAUGUUUUUUAGAAAGUUAUAAAAAACACCAGUUUAUUUUAAUCUGGUUACAUUAUUUAAAAAAUUGACUGAACUCACUGAGCAUCUGAUGUCCCAAAAAUGAAAUGGAUGGGUUGUUUUUUUCAGCGUAAGGCAUUAGGGUUUGCAAACAGCAAGACGGGGUCUGUGAAAAAUGGGGCAACACAGAAUGAGGUCCCCCCGUUUCUUGUGAGUGCGAGACGAGAGGCAGCCACGAAGACGUACAAGAGAGAAGUCCGAGGAGGAGGAGGAGGAGGAGGAAGAGGAACAGGGGACCGGCAGCCCCUGGAGAAGGUAGGGAGUAGUGGAGCACAAGGGAUGGCCAGUGGAAACGAGAGCAGCCAUGUUUCUGGCAACCCGCUGGCAGCCAUGGCGACCACGGGAAGCGAGGUGGUGGGUGAGGACUGGUCCUCAGCAGUGUCCACCUAUGUCAAGCUGGUCCUCCUGGGUCUGAUCAUCUGCGUCAGCCUGGUGGGAAAUCUGGUGGUAUCUCUGCUAGUUCUGCGGGACCGGGGACUACACAAGGCUCCCUACUAUUUCCUGCUGGAUCUUUGUCUGGCCGACACCAUCCGCUCAGCUGUCUGCUUCCCUUUCGUCCUGGUGUCCAUCAAGAAUGGCUCCGCCUGGACCUACAGCGUGCUGAGCUGCAAGGUGGUGGCCUUCAUGGCCGUGCUCUUCUGCUUCCACGCCGCCUUCAUGCUCUUCUGCAUCAGCGUCACACGGUACAUGGCCGUGGCGCACCAUCGCUUCUACUCCAAGCGCAUGACCUUCUGGACCUGCGUGGCCGUGGUCUGCAUGGUGUGGACCCUGUCCGUCGCCAUGGCAUUUCCGCCCGUCUUUGACGUGGGCACCUACAAGUUCAUCCGUGAGGAGGACCAGUGUAUCUUUGAACAUCGCUACUUCAAAGCCAAUGACACACUGGGCUUCAUGCUGAUGCUGGCCGUGCUCAUCCUGGCCACCCACGUAGUCUACAUGAAGCUCCUGUUCUUUGAGUACAAGCACCGUAAGAUGAAGCCUGUUCAAAUGGUGCCAGCAAUCAGCCAGAACUGGACCUUCCAUGGGCCAGGCGCCACUGGCCAGGCGGCAGCCAACUGGAUUGCGGGUUUUGGCCGGGGCCCUAUGCCGCCCACUCUGCUGGGCAUCCGGCAGAACCUGCACAACCAAAACCGACGGCUGCUGGGUAUGGAGGAGUUCAAGGUGGAGAAACGUCUUGGGAGGAUGUUCUACGUCAUCACCUUGUCCUUCCUCGUGCUCUGGUCGCCUUACAUCGUGGCCUGCUACUGGCGUGUCUUUGUGAAGGCCUGCACCAUUCCUCACCGGUACCUCUCCACCACGGUCUGGAUGAGUUUUGCUCAAGCUGGGGUCAAUCCCAUCAUAUGUUUCUGCCUCAACAAGGACCUGAAGAAGGGGCUGCUGGCUCACUUGCCUUCCUGCUGUAGGACUACACCUCAACUACCCCGAGAGGCCUACUGUGUCAUAUGAGGGAGGGGAGGGGAGGUGGGAUUUCUAAGGGAGGGGUGGGCUUGUGGACUGAGAUUUUUAUCUGUAGGGGAUAGGCAGGGUGACCUGGGAUGGGGGAACAAUAAAAGUGUCGUGGCCUUUCAGUCAGUGCAAGAUGCUUUAAUGUCCAAGGUUUAGCUGGAAUGCAUGGUUAGAGGUGAUGGACUGAGUCAUAAGUGUUGAAGCUCUUGUCCCAUCGGGUGUGACUCUUGUUCCUCCUUUUGAAAAGGUGAAGAGGGAUCAUUUAUGCCAGACACAACAUGGCUGUUAGUCACAGGCACUAGGACAUGUAUGAAAGAGGCAAAGUGGCUAGACUUUGUUCUCGCAGAGCCACGGAGCGGAACGAUUACGGACAGAGGCGACGCCUACAUGCAGCGUUUGUUGUGAUGUUUAAAUGUUUAAGAGAGGCAAGCUAGCCAAGCGUUACAACAUAUUACUCAUGUAGUCAGACCGCUGGGAGAUUUCAGAACGUAAAUAUUUCAGUAAUGCAGAGCGCAGUGUGAUACGGUCAUUAUGAAACAGACGAUCCUGUCCCAGCAGUAGACACAUCUCUCGAAGCGGUUUUACUACCAAAGACAACAGUGGAAAUGGGAGCGAACACGAUAGGGUGACAUCACCACGGCCUGAUCACGGACUCCACACCAUCAGAAAACGAGUCAGAUGUUCUCAUCUUUACAAAGUUCUUACAGUCUUGUUUUACUUGAUUAAUGACAUUCAGAUAAAGAGGUUAUUUUAGUGCAGACAUUGUAAGCCUAAAUGCACUAGAACAACUGUCAGAGAGACUCGUGGGUAAUCUACAUUCAUUUUUUAAAAGGGUGCAGGGGAAUCUCAGGCCACAGGAAUUUACAUAUCAAAUACAACACGUCUUUCUCAUCUCCAUAACACUGUUUGGAAUGGUACCUGGACUCUGAAGACCUCCCUGCACGGGGGGAUCUUUGUUUUGUUCCUGUUCUGCCUCACUUAGAGCGUCAGUCUGUUGAAUGUCAUGCGUGAGGUGGUAAAUAGCACCUGGGGGGGGUUGUGCAGGGUUUGAAGAAAAGGGGAGUGCUAAUUCUCCUUGGAAGCUGGUCCGAACAUUCUAGAAUAGUGUCCUUCACUGCCUCUUAUUCUCAAUUCCCUCCCCUUUUUCUUACACAAGGUCCGGAUCAGGUUGCUGAGUCACACCCUGUGACCGGUGAAUGGGAAUUUUAACAGAAGGUCUUGAGCAGUUUUAUUUUCGUAAAGCACUCUCAGAGGAUGUAUAUGCUUACGAUAAGAGAAACAUUUUCAUGGAGAAUAGCAGAAACUCCGGCUUGUACCCUGAAUUAUCCAAGCUUCAGGUGUUUGCACUUUGUGAUGAUCUGAGGAGACUUAACUCUAACGGCGAGGUCUGACUGACUGGUACCUUUAGAAUGUCUGACCGCAGAUUGUGCCGUUACGGGGAUGGUGUCAUAGGUGUCGGUCAAGGGAAAUUUUCAUAAAACUUUUGUAAAAGCCAUUAUUCCGAAUCGGUCACAGAACUAUGUGGAGCUCCCACCGAGGUCAGGUGGAACAUAUGUAACGCAGACUUGAGUUAUCAGAUAUAUUUUUUUCUUCUGUUGAAAAUAACUAAUAUUAAUCAAAAGGAAAUUAUUAUUUGGUCAUAUCAGUGUACAAUUUAACCAAAUGUUUAUGUGAUUGAUUUAAAAAUAUAUAUUUAUGUAUAACUAGGUUCUCAGUGAAAUUACAAGAUUGCAUUUCCCAGUAUAGAAUGAUACACUCAGUGGCCACUUUAUUAGAUACACCUGCUCAUUAAUGCAAAAAGACAUGGGUGUAAAUUAUGGGGGGUUGUAACCCCCCCCCCCCCCCCAAAAUUUCAAACCAGCCAAUACAACAAUACAACCCCCUGCUCAGCCCAAAGUUAUGCCCUUGCAAACAGGGAAUUACAGUUUAACAUGUAUAUACAGCACACAGAUGGGCUCAAGAGGCUCAGUUACUGUGCAGCUAGGAAUUAGAACAGCUAAGAGACAUGAUCUAAGUGUUUUUAAAUGUGGUGUGAGUCUUGGUGCCAGACACAGUUCCUGCUGCUUAGAUACAGCCACCCACCUGAGAUUCUCACUUACUACAGUGUAUAGAAUUUACAGAGAAUGGUACGAUAUACGAAAACAUCCAGUCAGCCUCAAGUUUGUAGCUGAAGAGCACCUUGUUAUUAAAAGGAAUGAUAGGGGGAUGCCCAGACUCGUUUAAACUAACAGGAAGGCCACAAGUACAAGGACAACAGCUCGGUGUAACAGUGGUGUGCAGAAGUGAUUCUGGAGACAAACGUUGGUCCUGAGUGGUACCUAAUAAUGUGGCAACUGAGUGUACAGGGGACUGUAAAAAAUACAACAAUUAUAGCAGAGGAGAAAAUAAAAUAACAAAGAGAAAAUAAAAUACCAGAUUGUUCACCAUGGCCUUAAACUGUCAACCGAAAGAGUUGGUUUUGUACUCGAGACUGAAAAGAGAUUUGUCUGCAGUACGGCCCGGAUGACCAGGAAAAUGGUGACAAAUGGGGACAGUAUGAGCACUGUGGGAUUGAUGAGUCCUGGAGACACGUUCUUCUGAUUCUCUUUGGCUUUCUGACCGACUUCCAAAAUGAGGAGACGAACUCUGAGUAGGAGAGGCAAAGACGACACGUGGAACAACGGAAAAUGAAGUUUCGCCGAACUCUGAGAGAACUGGACUCGAGCCGAGAAGGAAGAGCGGACAGUCCGCUUGGAACAGCUCUGGGGGCUGGUGGGGGAAGGGGGCGUCAUUUUUUAUUAUUAUUAUUUGCAGAGGAUUUAAGGCAGAGAAGUGGCCAGGUAGUAGGUGUUGGACUGCGGAGAAUGGGUUUGGGGUUUUUAACAGGGUGGGUAGAGGGGCAGCCAUCUUUUGGGUUGUUUAAUACAAACAGCCUGAUUUUGUAAACAAAAGAAUAAUGUUUCUUCAGGCAUACUAUGUUUUGUAAAUUCUCUGUGACCUCUGUACUAUCUAACGUGCAUCAGAUGGACGGACUGCUUCUGAAAAUCAUUGUUUUUUUCAUGCAUGCAUGUGUGUGUGUGUGUAUGUGUAUGCGUGCACGCGCAUGUGUGCGUGUGGGGAAAAAUGACAUGAUGGAAAGGGUUGUUUUAAAGGGAACUGUUGAGAUAAAUGGAGAGGAUGUUUAAGGAAAGAUGGGCCACAGACACCUGAGCCUGAAAAAUGUCCCUCCUAUGACUUGAAUCAUAAUUUAAAGCUUUUUAAUGGAGGAUUAUCCCACCCUCCCUCUGAACAGUAUUUACACAUGCAUUGGAAACAGUUGUGUCACAACCUGAGAUUUGAAAGCCACAUUCCUUGCUGAUCCGGUGCCCCCUCACUGCCACGUGACUGGAAUUAUCAUGAACUUACGCUGAAUUCGCAAUUCAUGUGCAUGCCAUUCUGGGAACAGGGGGUGGGGGGUUCGGUCUGUAAAAUAUUAGCUUGUUUAUCCGAAAGCAAGUGCAGUUCAUCAGUUAAAUGUACCUGCCAGGUUCCCCAACACUUCCUGGGGUGGCUGUGUGAAAUGUGAAGACCAAACUGAGGUCAAGUUUAAAUACAAAAAAAUGUGUUUCUUCAUUUAUUACAACCAGGAGCUACAUUUUUCAUGGUUUCACGUUUGUGGUUUGCUUAAGCUGUCAAACUGAGUAACACCGAAGGCACACGAUGUAGGACAGUGUGUAAGGUGCAAGCUCUUGUAUUUUAGGUUGAGUGCUUUUUUUCUGUACAUCUAAAGGUGGAUUUUUACCACUUGACAAUAAAAAUCUACUUUUGAUGCA